CAACUGACUCUUUUUCUAGUUCAAGAAUCCUGAGGAGAGUGUGUCUGUGUGAGGAUAAUGUUGAUAACGGUCAGAGAAAUUUCCUCUUCUUCUUCUCUGUGCUUCAAUUCUCUCAUUUCUAAUACUAAUAAUAAUUCCAAGCAGCUACACUCUCUAAAGGUAAAUAGGUUCACACCCAUUUGUAAAGCCAGCAGCCUCAGUUUCAAUAGAAAAAACUCUAAUACCACUGCCCCAUCAUGGAAUCUUGGUCUAAAUCACUCCACAAACAGCUGUGAUAGUUCAGAAUUUGAUCCGUUAGGUAUUAAUUCAGGUAAAUCAUCCUGGGAUAAUUUGGUGAGCUUGUUCUUUCAAACAUUUGAAAGUUCCUCAAAUGCUAGGAAAGACAAAACUUCAUCAGCUCGAGGGUUCGCAGCUGCAAUUGAAGAUACUAGCAUUGAUUUUGGAGAUUUCUUCAAAGGUCCAUUACCAGGAAAGUUUCUAAAGCUAUUAGGCUUUUUAGCUUUGUCACGACUCGGGAUCUAUAUACCGCUUGGUGGAGUAAAUCGGGAGGCAUUUGUUGGCAAUUUAGAUGAGAAUAGUAUAUUAAGUACUUUGGAUUCCUUUUCUGGUGGAGGCAUAGGUCGCCUUGGAAUAUGUUCGCUCGGUAUUGUUCCCUUCAUCAAUGCACAAAUUGUGUUUCAACUUCUUGCUCAAAUCUACCCCAAGUUGCAAGACCUUCAGAAAAAAGAAGGUGAAGCUGGAAGAAAGAAAGUGCUUCAGUACACUCGCUAUGCUUCCGUUGGAUUUGCCGUAGUACAGGCAAUUGGCCAAGUAUUAUUCCUUCGUCCUUAUGUCAAUGACUUCAGUACCCAGUGGGCAAUUUCUUCUAUUGUUCUCUUGACCCUCGGCUCUGUACUUACGACGUAUAUUGGGGAGCGAAUUACUGAUUUGAAACUUGGAAAUGGUACAUCCCUUUUGAUCUUUACAAAUAUCAUAUCCUACUUGCCAGCAUCCUUUGGUAGGACAGUUGCACAGGCAUAUCAAGACGGUAAUUAUGUUGGGCUCGUUGGCAUCCUAGUCUCGUUCUUCUUGCUAGUCCUUAGCAUUGUAUAUGUACAGGAAGCAGAGAGGAAAAUUCCGCUAAAUUAUGCGUCAAGGUAUAGUGGCAGAACUGGAGGAGGACUUCAAAAAUCUGCAUACUUACCAUUUAAAGUGAACAGUACAGGAGUAAUGCCGAUUAUUUUCUCUACGUCAUCACUAGCCCUUCCUGGUACUCUGGCACGUUUCACUGGUGUAGGUUUCCUGAGGAAUGCUGCAGCAGGUUUAAACCCUGGAGGUUCUUACUAUCUCCCGGUAAAUGUUUUGUUGAUUGCCUUCUUCAAUUACUAUUAUACAUUCCUGCAAUUGGACCCCGAUGAUGUCAGCGAACAAUUGAAGCGACAAGGUGCCUCAAUCCCACUUGUUCGACCGGGUAAAAGCACAGCAGCAUUCAUCAAGACGGUACUCAGCCGGAUAUCAGUUCUUGGUUCGGCAUUCUUGGCGGUUCUUGCUGCUGGCCCUGCUGUGAUUGAACAAGCAACACACCUCACUGCUUUCCGGGGCUUUGCAGGCACGUCAGUGCUUAUUCUCGUGGGUUGUGCUACAGACACUGCAAGGAAAGUGCAAGCGGAGAUUAUAUCCCAAAAGUACAAGAACAUAGAGUUUUACGACAUUGAUAAUAAAUAUUGAGUCGAGACAUUUGGUUAAAGCUGGAGAAAUGAGCUUGUAAUACAUAAAGAAAACAUAAAAGCCGGAAUACAAACUAGUUCAUUGAGUUUGAUCUGGACGCGAGAGCCUCUACUUUUGAUUCCCCUGCCCCCUACUUGUCUUAAUCAAUGUAUUCUAGUAGUCUCUGUAUUAACAACUUAGAUGUACAUGUUUCUUAGAUCUGUGUAAAAUGCAGGCACAAAACUGCCAUCUUUUUUCUGUUUUAUUUUUUGUUUUUAGUGAAUUUCCCUUUUCAAAUUA
This is a messenger RNA of Nicotiana tabacum (common tobacco), 1986 nucleotides long. RefSeq names its product preprotein translocase subunit SCY1, chloroplastic. The record is from RefSeq and is a predicted model, not a curated record. NCBI's taxonomy places the organism in Eukaryota, Viridiplantae, Streptophyta, Magnoliopsida, Solanales, Solanaceae. Gene Ontology annotation, cellular component: membrane. Gene Ontology annotation, biological process: protein transport.